Molecule: messenger RNA, 2193 nt
Organism: Cynoglossus semilaevis (tongue sole)
Lineage: Eukaryota; Metazoa; Chordata; Actinopteri; Pleuronectiformes; Cynoglossidae
Gene: nsl1
Product: NSL1 component of MIS12 kinetochore complex
Exons: 6
Coding region: 990-1712 (240 amino acids)
Biological process (GO): mitotic sister chromatid segregation
Cellular component (GO): MIS12/MIND type complex; kinetochore
Source: RefSeq, a predicted model, not a curated record
CUUCAGGACGUGAGGUCACAGACUUCAGGACGUGAGGUCACAGACUUCAGGACGUGAGGUCACAGACUUCAAACAUGUAGCUGUUGUUGUUUAACGUUUUUAUUGUUUUUACGACACAUAUUUAGUGACGAAAUAAAACAUGUAGUAAAUAAAUGAAGGGAAUUUUAAAAAAAAACGUAUUAUAAUAAUCAUCAGUUGUUGAUGUGUUCACCAGCAGGUGGCAGUGGCGGUCGACGAAGCCGAAGUCCAUCGACAACAAACCAAAUAUGAACCAAAAGUUUUAAAACACAAAUAAACGUCACAGCGCAUCUAAAACUACACGGGUGGCUCAGUGGUUAAGGAAGCGGACUUGGGUCCGGAAGGUUCGCAGUGCCACAGCCUAAGGCCGCCCCCUGGUGGCUGUGGUGAUGGGUUAAAAGCAGAGGUCACGUUUGGUUGUGUCCUGUCAUGGACCUCGGUUGUGGCCCACGACACCAAGCCACGUGUUUUCCAGGAAUGUUGUCAAGUAAUCAAUGAGUUAAUUAAAAGAAGACAUUCAGCCGUUAUAAAAUGGCUCAGUAGUCUGCACUUCGCUGCCCGCAGGAGCUGGGUGUUUACUUAUACUUUUGCCCCACCUAGUUUGGAUGGGUCUCGACCAAUGACUCGCAUGUUUACACCCUGUUACUGGGCAGAGCUCAGAAUGGGUCACAGUCAAAACAAGUUGCACAGUGAGUUUCAGUCUGUUUCAUAAAAUGACAUGAAUACAAAAUGGCGUCAGUGCACAAAAUGGCAUCUUAAUACUCAUCAAUCCCUGUGUUAAAAUGACAAUAAAGACUAUAAUUCGGUUUUUUAAAAUUUAUUUAUUUUUUCAGCGGAGUGGUGUCGUCAGUGGAACGGAACAUGUUCCGGUGCCUUGUUUCUGCGAGGACCGAUUUAACGAUAGGACUAGGAAGUGACGAACACAUCCGUUUACCGUAAUACAAACACCGUUGGCGGUAAAGUUAAUAAAAAUGGACACUUCGGGGAGAAAGGAGUCCGUUGGUGAGACAGACGAGGAGUUUAGAGUCAAAGUGAAGUCGAAGAAACUUCUCACAGAACAAAUGGAAAAAUAUAAAGAGGUUUUAAAAACAGCGCUGCGCGGAGUGACGGACGUCGAAGAAGAAACCAGGAGGGCGCUCCUGCAGGAGCUGCUGUCGAACUUUGAGGCAGCUGUGCAGGAGAACGUCCUGGUGAACGGCCUGUCCUGGGAGGAGGCUCCUGACCACGAGGACGACGAGGUCCUGGAUGUGGAGGGUGUCCUGGACAACACCAUCGUAGAGACCACGUGGAAACGUCGUACUCACCCCAAACAGAUCCUGCCCCACGUCAUCCACUCCCUGAAGGCAGAGAGAAGAAUCAUGGAACUUUAUGAAGUGACAGUCAAACCUCAGGAGUUUGUCAGAGACACCGAUCAAGAGACCGUCAUGGCUGAUGUUUCAGCAGCAGCUCCAGGGUCAGUCAGACAGACCGCCCAGGUUCUAAAGUCCUUCAGAACUCUGCAGAACCAGGUGGACGGACUGGCUCAGGUCCUGGACAUGAAGCCCAGUCAGACCACUCUGGAGGUCCAGAGGGAGGUGUUCGGCCAGUCGGACCCCACGCCCCCCAGUGUGAGCGCGGCCGCGGCCAGGAGCGGGCGGCCGAUGAGGAGCGCUGUGGAGGAAGCUGUGGCUACGGGCUGCUACGAUGUCCUGUAGGGGGCAGCGCAGCAGACUGACCUGUGGUUAUUCAUCCAGAGAUGACCUUUUUACCUGAGAUUAAAGUAGAGGUUAACACAGGUGGUGCCCCCUUGUGGAGAGACUCGUAAACACAUGGUUGCAAAUGUUAACAGGAAAUAGUGGCAACAAAUAAUGACUCAACAUUUAUGAAGUGACGUAUUCAACCUUCACCAAAGUCCAUUAGGAAAAUCACUGGUGUUAGCGCUCAGAGACACAGCAGCUGCUGGUCCUCUGCUGCCUCCUGUGGUCAGUCUGUGUGGACUCAACAACUGCCGAGUCUCUGACAGAGAAAAUCGCUGGUUUUCUCUAUGGACUUCUGAAUGGGAGAAAGUUAUAAACCACAAACUCACUGGAAACAUUUUCUCUGGAUUCCUUUUUUUUUUUUUUUUAACAAACCUGAGCUGAAGUUUCUCCUCGGUGACAGGAAACAAAGACUGUUUUAAUGUAAAUAAAAAGGAAG